AUGCAUGCUAAGCAAUCAACUUUUUCUGAAAAUGACAUUCCUAACCUACAAGGCUAUGUUAUCAUAGUCACCGGCGGUAACUCUGGAAUUGGGUACGAAACCACUCUUCAACUAGCGCUACGUGGUGCGCGUGUCUACAUUGCCAAUCGCUCUCGCGAGCGUGCUGAUGAAGCCAUCGCGCAAAUGAGGCAAUCCACGAACUCUUCAACAAUUGAUGUACAUCAUCUCAAGAUGGACUUGCUCGACUUAAAGUCGGUGCAAACAGCGGCACAGGAGUUUAUUAAGCUGGAAGAUCGUUUAGACGUGCUCAUCAAUAAUGCCGGAAUCAUGGCAGCACCAUACAAACUUACAAUUGAUGGAUAUGAAACCCAGUGGCAAACAAACUACUUAUCACCUCACGCCUUUACUGUCAGCCUUCUUCCACUUCUUCUUUCCACUGCAGCAAGGUGUGGCAGCAAAAGUCGAGUCCGUGUUGUCAACGUGAGCAGUGACUUGGCAUUCAUUGGACCUGAUAGCAUUCAAUGGGACGAUGUCAAUAUGACGGGAACCAAAGGAAUGUUAGAACUUUUGAAACGCUAUGGUCACUCCAAGCAAGCUAUUAUUCGUGAUGCAAGUUUUGUCAAUAGUUGCUACAGCGCACAAGGUGUCACUGCGUAUUCGCUCCACCCAGGUAUUGUGCGCUCGAACCUACAACAUCACGAUCCGUCCAUGUUUGGAACUGUAAUGCGAGUGGCCAUGAAAAUAGGACCUAGUGACACUCCUUUACGUGGAGCCCUCACUUCUCUGUAUUGCGCUACAAGUCCAGAGGCAGCAACUUUAGGAGCUGGCAAAUUCUUUGGUCCUGUGGCAAAACAGAAUCCGCGUGCAGAUGCGUGGUUGAGGGACAGCGAAGGAAAUAAACGUUUGUGGGAGCUUGGGGAAUCGGAAAUGAAGUCUACUGGUCUCGCAGUAUGA
Molecule: messenger RNA, 954 nt
Organism: Trichoderma gamsii
Lineage: Eukaryota; Fungi; Ascomycota; Sordariomycetes; Hypocreales; Hypocreaceae
Exons: 5
Coding region: 1-954 (317 amino acids)
Source: RefSeq, a predicted model, not a curated record